AUGGCGGAUCGCGAGGGGGGGUUGCUGAGCCCGUCUCGGAAGGAUCCCUCCAAUGAACCGCCUGCGACGUUGCCCACGCCUCGGAACAAGCUUCCGCGCGUCGCCUCCACUCAGCGGGCCCCGCGCACUGCUUCGGCCUGCACCGAUGCCCAGGAGCAGCAGUGCGCCGAAGAGGAGUGCGAUGCUGACGAGUGUGGCGACGAACGCCGCCCACCUGCCGAGAGUGUCGACUGUCUGGGUAAUGACAAGCGCCCGUAUCUUCCUCUGCUUCUUUUUGGGUCCACGCUGGUUGGAGCCAUCCACAUGCUUAUGGUGGAGUUCCCGGUAAUCUAUCGCGACCUACCUUCGGCCUACGGCCUGCGCGGCUACUUCCUCUGCGUCUACGGGGUUACCCUGGGCUGCCAAGUCUAUUGCGUGCUCUGCGACCCGGGCAAACUUCAACCACAGGAGCACGAGGCAUUUGCGCAGGCGAACCCAACAGUGGAUGGGUCGAAGGCUCUGCCACGGCGCUGUCACAAGAUGUGGCUCUUUAAGCAGCCAAUCAGGAGAUACGACCACUACUGCCGGUGGCUCACGAAUGCUAUAGGCCUUCUGAAUCAUCGUGAGUUUGUGCUAAUGCUGAUUGGGCUGCUGAUAAUCGGCACAGCUGGAUGCCUUGUGGACUUCGUCCUGCUCAUCUGGACAUCUUCCGAAGGGCAUCAUUUCACAGGGUUCCUGCUGAUAAUGCACAUGACGUAUUCAGUGAUCCUCACCCUUCUGGCUGGGCCUAUCCUGCGGCUGCAUCUCACUUUCGUCUCGAGGAAUGAGCUUGCCAACGAUUACAAGCACAACCUCUUCUAUGUGAUGAGGGAUGCGACCGGCAAAGCCGUCCAUGUAAACGAGUUGGAGGACGAGGAGUUCAACCUAGGCCUGGACAACGACAAGUUUGAGUACGAGCCCUCCUUGAACGCCUUCGAUCGCGGUUUGGCUACCAACUGCUGGAACUUCUGGUGCAUGCCGCGGUGGCCGGCUAACCAGCUGGGCGAGUUCUGA
This is a messenger RNA of Symbiodinium sp. CCMP2592, 1032 nucleotides long. Lineage: Eukaryota; Dinophyceae; Suessiales; Symbiodiniaceae. The record is from the annotation of a GenBank genome assembly.